AUGGCUCCCGGUCUGAGGAGUGGGCGGACAGGUCACCCCAAAGUGGUGGGAGCCGGCGGAGCGGAACCCGGUGGGUGCUCGCCGCAAAGGACGGAUGCCGGAGGAGAGGGGAGGUGUUUGAGGACCAGGUGGCGAGCCGGAGCAGCGGGGAUGCUUGCAAACUGUCUGCUGUCUGUGGGAACGCUUUUGCUUCUUGUCCGGUGCGCUUCGGCCGCAGAGGAAAAAACUUCCUAUGAUGCCUCCGGCUCCUCUUCUUUGCAAAGCGACCCCGCAGCCGCAGGUGCUCCUGCUCAUCCAUUGGCUGAGCUGUCGUUGGCAGAGGAGGUGCCUUUCUCAGUCGUCCAUUCAGAUGGUGACUCAGAGUCGGAGGGGGAAGGUUUGUCGGGGCAGGCUGCCUUUUCUUCUGUCUUAACUGUCAUGGCAGGAACUGUCAAACAUCCGGUGAGCAUUGAUCAAAUUAGAACCUCGCCGACUAUCACCAGGGACGGGACCCACACCACCCAAUGGCCUUCACACAGUUCCAGCCAGGGCUCAGAGAUGUCCUCCUCAUCGUCGUCUGCGGGAGACAGGAUCCUCGCUGCCCGCUCAGAGACCGGGACAGAGUUAACCGCUGGAACAUCCAGAGCAGUUGCGCUCAGUUUCCCCAAAGAAAAAGUGGCCAGUCUAGCCCCCUCUCAAUCGGUCAGAAUUACCCUUUCUGCUGGGCCCACCGAGAGGAUGUCUCAGGUAUCACCUCUGCCCCCUCGACAGGACACCACAACAGCCUCUGUCAAGCUCACCACCACAACUGCAGCUUCAACCACCAAAACUAAAAACCCCACCACUACCACGCCUUCCCCAGGACUCACCACAGCAAGCACACAGUCUACCACCGCUAGCACACCGCAGCCCACGCCUGUGACCAGGAGAACGACGACCACUACGACCAUCAGGACUCAGACCAGCAGGAGAACGUUCACACCACCUGUCCCCAGGACGAGCUCUCCCAGGGGGACCACCACCAUCUUUAAUUCCCCGUUUACCACCACCACAGAGGCUCCACCGCAGCAGUGCAACAUCACAGAGAGAUUGUGGGUGAAAACAGUUGUUUCCAUCUAUGUCAGAAGAAACAGGCUGGACAGCAUUCAAAGGCAGAACCUGCGAAGGGGACUAAGUCAGGGCCUCCGAAAAGCUCUGAAUGAUAGUUCAGCCCAGGCUCAGGUGGAGACGGUAUUCGGUUCUCCCAACAUGACAGUGGCUUAUCACGUGACUGGAGGGGACAGUGUUUACUCUCCCUCCGUAGUGCUGGAAGGCUUGGACUCCUAUGGCCGUGAUAAGCUGAUUGCAGACCUGCGACAGUACCUCCCCAUGGUAACAGCCCUGCCCCUCCCUGUUGCAUUGUGGAGACCCAGCCCAGCCACUGGCUUCCAGCUGAAAACAGUGCUGCAGUUUGUGGGAGCAGGCGAUGAUCCUCGGUCCUGUCGCUUCUCUCAGAUGAUGGAACAGAGGCUUGAGAAGGUGUUUUCUGAAGCGCAGGCCAAAGUGCUCAACACCAACGGCAGACUCUCUGUACAGAUGCUGAGUGUCUCCCAGGCAGCAGCCUCUCCUGCUGUGUCAUUGGUCUACACUGUGAGGAAUGGGACUGUCUUCCUAAAUGGCACCACUGCCUCAAACCUCCUUGGUCAGCUGUCAGCUGAGCUGGUGGGCUACUUCCUCUUCUAUCCACCACUUAUCAUUGCUGAGCCAAUGGAGUACCACAAUCUGAACACCUCUAUUGCCACCAGAGACUUCUGGGUUAUCACAGUGAUCCAGGACGUGGAUAACGCCAGCCUGGAGGGACAGUACCAAAGCUUUGCCAGUCUAAUGGAGCAGCGGCUGGCAGAGCUGUUUGUGUUGGCAGGGCAGCAGGGCACUCGUUUCAGACGAGCCACUGCUGUAGGCAGCUACACUGUCCAGAUGGUGAACAUUCGUAGGGUGUCCGGGUUGAAGAAUCCGGCAGAGAUGACCUACUACGUCCAGCACAAGGGCGUUCCUCUAUCGGGCGCCUUAGCUGCCAAGGUCCUGAACACAGUGGAUUCUCAGACCAUGGCGCUCACCCUGGGAUACUUUGUCCAGCUGCAAGCAGAACCUGUGGUCAAGAACCCUCCUAAUAACCUUUGGAUCAUCGCUGCAGUGUUGGCCCCCAUCGGCGUAGUAACGCUCAUUAUUAUCAUCAUCACAGCUGUGCUGUGCCGGAAGAAUAAAAAUGACUUUAAAGCCGAUGCCAUCGGCAACCUCAAUCCUCGAGCCAAGAUGGCGUAUCGGAGAGACGUGGGCUAUUAUCACCAGCCAGUCCAGGGUUUUGACUAUGCCAAGCAGCACCUGGGCCAACAGGGAGGGGAUGAGGAGACCCUGCCUGUCAGUCAGGAUACCUUAGUGAUGUCCCUCCAAAUUCGGGACACACCACUCUCACUAGAAAAAGCCCUGCAACAAGACGGAACAGCCAAUAAGAAAAGCCUCACCACUGACAAACACAAAAGCAAGUUGCCGAGUGAGGACGGUUCCGUCAUCAGCAACGAAUCAGAGAAGCUGAAUUCCGGCAGGGGCUUGACAGUGCUGAAAGUCACAGCACAGCAGAAACUGACAAAGGAGGAGACGCGCAAGAGGGACGAUCCAUAUGACACCUCCUCUGGCUCCCUGCAGCUCAUUUCCAUAAAGCCCAUGGCGGCUCAGCCCAACUACUCGCACCCUGCGUCCUCUGACCGCAGCCAGGACUCAGCCGUCGUCAACGGAGAGGUGAACUUGGCUCUGAAGCAGAAGUCAGACAUCGAGCACUACAGGAACAAACUGAGGCUGAAGGCUAAGCGGAAGGGCUAUUAUGACUUCCCCUCCACCGACGGCAGCAGCAGCGGCCGGGCCCUGGCGCAGAGGCAGCGGCACGGCCAUGAGAGGGCAGCCGGUGAGCAUGGCAGACCACUGGAGCCUGAUGAUGAGCGAGGUUCCACUUAUGUCAAGUCUCACAGGAGGCACUCCCAGGUAGGGCAGACGGCCUAUCGCAGCAGACAGAGUCUGAGUAGUCCCAGUCCUGGAGGAACAGAGAUGGACCUGCUUGUUAUGAGAGAGAGACCCAGGAAAGGCAUUCGCAACAGCGGCUAUGAUACUGAGCCUGAGUUGAUUGAGGAGACGAAUGUUGACCGUUUAAUGGGGCCGCGGGGAUACAUGUAUGGCCGCGGCUUGAAAGGCCACUCAGAGACGUCCACUCUGAGCUCACAGCCGUCCAUUGAUGAAGUGCGACAGCAGAUGCACCUGCUGCUGGAGGAGGCAUUCAGCCUGGCUUCGGGGGGCCAGUCCACAUCCGGAAGGCACUCCCAUCACCACCACCCACCUCCUGACCACUACAGCCAUGCACCGCCUCCCCUCCCCUACGCAGAUGUGGUGACCAGCGCCCCAGGUACAAUGAGCUGUGGACGGGGAGGCCUGCAGUGGGUACCAUCUUAUGGUGCAGAUGUGUAUCAGUGCAGCCUGCCCAAACCGGCCUUUCACUUCACCCAGCUCCCUGAGAUGGCCAUGGGUUCUCCUCCCCCUUUACCACCUCGCAAUGGACCUCCUCCUGGGACCUCUUUAAGACGUUCCACUUCUGACUUGGGGCCUAAGGGAAGGAGCUCAGAGACAUCUGUCGCUGAAAUGCAGAGUCAACAUGACAACAACCCAUAUGGGCCAACUACUAGAGCAGCACUUCCAUCUAUCACUGCGGAGCAGCCUGUGUCCAACUACUCAGGAAACCCAAUAACAGCCGUGUACGCCAUCCCAGCCACCAGGCCCGGCUACUCAGAAUACUUUGUCUCCACACCACCCACCUCCUACCACAGUCCCUCCUGGAUGUCCUAUCCACCUGAGCCUGAGGAUGUGCCGCCACAGUGGGCAGACUCUUUGCCCCUGCCUGGGUAUGUUGAGGCUUUUCCUCAUCCUCGCUAUCCACAGGGGAGCCCCACCAGGCUGCCCCUGCAGUAUAACCAGGCACUGGAGCAGCCGCCCACUGCCCCUAGCACAGGUUCCCAGCAAAGCCUGCCCCAGGUGGUGAAGGACAUGGACAGCAUGCCCCUGAGCAGCCUCUCCACCUCUGCACUCGUGCAGGCUAUCCGGCAGGAGGUGGCCAAGCUGGCGAAGAAGCAGAACGACAUGUUUGAGUUCUAG
Messenger RNA from Chelmon rostratus (copperband butterflyfish), 4152 nucleotides. Its product is annotated as KIAA1549-like b. Bases 1 to 4152 code for a protein of 1383 amino acids. Lineage: Eukaryota; Metazoa; Chordata; Actinopteri; Chaetodontiformes; Chaetodontidae. The record is from RefSeq and is a predicted model, not a curated record. The transcript has 22 exons.